GUUUGUACGUAACUGAGUGGCACGCUGUGAGUGUCCACCUUGUUGAUAGUUAUUGUAAAUGGAUAGUUGUAGAAUACUGUAUUCCCUGCUGCCUCGCUGCUGGUUUUAAUCACUGAAAAAUCAACAGACAGAAUUAAAAUGUGGAUACUGACACCCCUGCAGCCUGGAGGUGAGACGCACUAUCUCCUUGACAGUAAAGAGUACGUGGUGGGGCGCAAGAACUGUGACAUCCUUCUUGUCAAUGACCAGUCCAUCAGCAGGGCUCAUGCUCACAUCACUGCUACUGACCAGAUCCUUACUUUGAAAGACACCUCCAAGUAUGGCACUUUUGUCAACAGCCAGCGUGUUACAGAAAACACGCCAGUGAACUUGAAGCCAGGGGACAAUAUAACAUUUGGGGCUUUUCACAGCAAAUUCAGUGUGGAUCAUCAGAAGCCAGUGGUGUGUUCGUCGUGUUUGGACAACGAUGGCAAGGCAUCACUCUCUCAGGCCCUGCUGGCUUUGGGUGGAAAACUGGUCAACACAUGGACUAAGGACUGCACCCACCUGGCUAUGCCUUCUGUUAAAGUCACCAUCAAGACUAUUUCUGCUCUGCUGUGCUGUUGUCCCAUCGUGAAGCCAGAGUUCUUCUCAGAGCUCAACAAAGCUGUUCAGCAAAAGUUGCCACCUCCUAAACCAGAGAGUUUCAUCCCUGAGAUUGAUGAGCCCAGCUUGAGUAAGGACGACGUUAACCUUGGAGUGAAUCCACUUCGCAAACAGCUUUUCAUUGAAAAGACCUUCAUAUUCCUCAGUGCCAAACAGCUGAAGCGUCUGAGUGGAGCAGUGAGUUUUGGAAGAGGCAAGAUUCAGCUGCUGGAGGAGGGCUCCCUGCCCCGGGACCUGCUGGAGUCUCCACAGAGCUGUGUGGUCGAUGUUACAACAGGCAGCUCCCAAACUCUGCUUUCUUCCUCUAGCACAGAGUGGGCAAACUCUGUAAAGAAUAUUGUCCAAAGAAAAGGCCUUCGAGUCAUCACAGAGUCUGAAAUUGGUUUGGCUGCCAUCUUUGCUUCCUGUGACAAGUACUGCAAUCCAUCCAAUCUAAUGCCAGACUCAGGGUCAGUUUCAAAAGUGAAUCCCAGAAUCCCAAAUGCUUCGCUGUCACAGAACGUGGCGGUGGAUGAGACUUUGUUACCUGCAGCAACUCAAAACAUCACAGCGUAUGCGGUGAACACAGAGUCAUCAGAAGGGUUGGAGCUAUGUGAGAUGACUGGGGUGACAGCAGUAGGAGAAACUCCCAAGAAGACGCAAAACCGGAGCCCCAGUCAGCAUCGUGGAUCCAAAGUCAUAGCUGAGAGGGUGUCCGCUCAGUGCAUCGUGGCUGAUACAAUGAGCUCAUCGUUCAACCCUGCUGACAGCGCAGACUCACAGAGAAAGAUGCCCGAGUCCAAACUGACAGUUUCAGGUGAAGGGAGUAGUGGCAUCAGGUUCCAGCCAUCCAUUUAUAGGACAAAUGAUGGCGUGAAGACAUUCCCACAGAGGCAAUCUCCUCAGAAACCAAAAAUCACUGCACAAGCUUCCCCACAGAAACAAUCAACUCUGACCAGUUUCUUUCAGCCAGUCAACAAGAAAAGACCUUUGGACGAUGAGUUCUCCACUGUUAUGUCAGAGCCAAAGCGGCCUGUAGUGGCAUCAUCCAUCAGCAAGAUACAGGCACCAAACACCACAUACUCAUGUUCUGACAGAUUCCUUGCAACCACAUCCAGGACUCCAUCGGGGUCUAGAGCGGAACCGCUCAAAGGGCGGUCAGAGGCUCCGGUGACCGGGGUCUCCCACACUGCCCAGCAGGAGCCACGGAGUAGAAAGAGGAAGGAGAUGGAAGCAGAGAUACAGAUAGAGGACCUGGAGUCUAUUAUGUCUGAAGAUAUGGAUUUCUUUGAUGAGCAAACGUCAGGCAAUCAAGGCGAGCAAGCACAGCUAAAAGGGCAAAGUUCAAAUGAACCGAAACAAGGUUUAAAUGUGGUGGAAGCUUCGUCUUUAAGCAAGAGGCAACGAAUCCAUGUUGAAGACAACGAAACCAAGCGAAGGCCACCGGUGAGCCUGGAAAAAGAGUCAGGAUCCCACAAGAAUCAGAGCCAGCAAUCUGAAAAACAUAUUGUCACGAUCAAGACAGAACAGGUCCAUCCUUCAGAAUACAGGACAACUAAUCAUGAGUCUAGCAAACCUCCAGAUAUGUCAUCUGCCAGCAAAAGAAAAAACAUACAGCCUAAUGAAUAUGAGGCAUCUUUCAUUGAGGACUUAGAUCUACUCAAAGGAGAUAUUAGCCAGCCUAACAAAGAGACUAAGACCCCUCUGAAACAAGCCAUGAUCAAAGAGGAGAUCCAAGAGUCCAAGAUUGACGAAGACCUUCCUAAAAAGCUGGUGUUAGUGGAGUUUCGAUCGCUCACUGUGACCACACCUCUCAAAACCAAACCACAGCAGAUGCCAGGCAAUGGCCACGCAAAGAACUUCAAAUGUUUCCGCAAGAGCCGAGUGCCAGGUGCAGAGGUCUUACCCCACGUAAUUGGAGGGUCUGAUCUGCUGGUUCACAACAGGGGAAAGAACACUGAUUUGGAUGAAUGGCUGAGAGACGCAGCUGAGGAGGAGCGCCAGAGCAGAAGGGACGAGAUUGUAGGAGAUGACCUCUUCAGGUACAACCCCACCAAAAUAACCAAGAGAAGAUGAAAUGCGUUCAUCUUGAAGUCCUCCAGUGGGAAUACAUUUCAAAUACACAGGAAGUAUGUCAAACUUCAUCAAUGCCGUAUGAAAAUCACUUCAGAAAUAACUUCAUGUAUGACUCCUGUUAUCUUUAUCUGUGUUUUAACUGUAAUGUUAAUAGAUACAACAUGGAGUUAAUGCUUCAUUUCUGCUAAAAUAAUCAGAAAUCUUUACCAAUGUUUUAGUUUUCUGUUCUUCCUGUUCUAUCUACAAAUGUCUUUUUACUCUUGACUAAUAAAAAACUACUGACAGCAAGCAAUGUAACAAAACGUUUUCAGAGAUUUUUCUCAGUUU
Xiphias gladius (swordfish) is the source of this 3027-nucleotide messenger RNA. RefSeq names its product nibrin (gene nbn). The coding region runs from base 139 to 2700 and encodes 853 amino acids. Gene Ontology annotation, biological process: double-strand break repair via homologous recombination; telomere maintenance; mitotic G2 DNA damage checkpoint signaling. The transcript is spliced from 17 exons. Lineage: Eukaryota; Metazoa; Chordata; Actinopteri; Istiophoriformes; Xiphiidae. Gene Ontology annotation, molecular function: protein binding; damaged DNA binding. Gene Ontology annotation, cellular component: nucleus; Mre11 complex. The record is from RefSeq and is a predicted model, not a curated record.